Messenger RNA from Monopterus albus (swamp eel), 4135 nucleotides. RefSeq names its product G protein-coupled receptor kinase 1 a (gene grk1a). Gene Ontology annotation, molecular function: rhodopsin kinase activity; ATP binding. Gene Ontology annotation, cellular component: cytoplasm. The record is from RefSeq and is a predicted model, not a curated record. NCBI's taxonomy places the organism in Eukaryota, Metazoa, Chordata, Actinopteri, Synbranchiformes, Synbranchidae. Bases 1923 to 3614 code for a protein of 563 amino acids. Gene Ontology annotation, biological process: signal transduction; visual perception; regulation of opsin-mediated signaling pathway. The transcript has 7 exons.
AGAAGUUUCAUUAUAACCAAACUGCCCUGCAGAAACACUGCUGACAAGUACACCCUCUUAACCCUAACACCCCACCACCACCACCCCAUUUCAUUAUGGCUAUGGAGUUAUUUUAUUCUUACCCCAUUUCUUGGGUGUUCGUCCCAUAAACGUCCCAUGGUCAGAAUUCCAGACAAAAUGGCCAAAGUCUUCACAUCGCUGCCCACAAGUCCUCUUCUCCUUCAGGGUGGCCAUGAUGACACUCUGUGCUGACCAGUAUCCACAGCAGACCUUUUCUUUCCUUUACUCAACUCUACCUUUUACUUUAUCGCCCUUCCCUCAGUCAGUAUACAAUUAGUUUCUCCUCCUUCCUUUCCCUUGCCAAAGACUUUGAGGCCCUUUCAGGUGUAUCUUGACCACUGCCUCAUUGUUUUUUACAGCAGAGGCUAAAACUCGCUCUGUGUUCGUCACUCCAGGAGGUGAUGUAUGUGUUAUCUCUUAUUUAUAAGGCUAUGAUAAGGUGGACAUGUAGCAGGUAGGGUAGCUGAGGUAGGCCAAAACUGAAACAGGUAUACUUCCUUCUUCAGCAACAGUGUCCUUUACUCCUUGAAGAAAAAAAAAAACCCUAGGAUCACCUUGAACAGCCAGACAGCCUGGUUACUAAUGACAGGACUCAAGGUGAAUGACUGCAGGUGAUUUAAAUUGAUAAGCAAAUACUAAUCCAGUGCAGGACAGGCUAUCUUGUUUUUGUGAGGAAUUUUGCAUGAUGAAUUUAGCAUCCCAAUUAAAUCUGUCAAAUCUUCUGAAAUACAACCCUUAUUAUAUCAUCAAAUAACUAAAAAAAUGUGCACUUGUACAAAAAUAAGCAUGAUAUUUACCUAAAAUGAUUAACUGCUAACAUGGAGGGGAUGGGGUUUAUGAUCCUAUAACCAAGCACCAGGAGGUGAUCGACUUAUGGUGGCCUCACUUCUGGGAGCUGUCAGGCUGUCCAUCUUUAUAAUUAGUGAAUGUGACAGUCCAGUAUGGCAAGCCAUCGAGUUCAGGGGGCGUGUGCUGAGCUCUCUGGCUUUCCAUAGUCUAAUAUUACCAUCCCUAAACUCAUGCUGCUGUUAUAAAUGUUGCACUACUUGUAUCUCAAAGAAGAAGGCCUAAUGUUCUUUAGUCUCCUUUGUUGUUAGAGGAUUAGAAGUUUUGAAUGAUUGAAGUCUUUCUGGUAGAUGGUUAUAUAAAGAGAAAAGGUACAAAUUUUGCAAAGCAACAUCAAAAGAGUACAAGAUCAGUACUCUGCAGAAGCGCAGUGUUAACUACAUAUGGCGAACACUUCUCUCUUUUCUCUCUGUCACAUGUUGUUGUGCCACUUGCUCUCUGAACUUCACUGCACUCCUAUCAUUACCAGCCCACUACAUGCAUAUAGUGGCACAUUUAUUCUUCCUCUCCCUCCCUCUCUCUAAUGUUCAUUUUCUGCCAUAUUCCCCAAGCCUUUGUUUCGCCCUUUCUUCUCUCCUCUUUGUCUGCAGCGUGCACAUGGGUUAGCACAGGAUAAAGAAUUACAGAGUUACAGGAUGGAUAAAUCCCUUUGUGGAAAGGUGAUGAGUCAGGUAGAUCUGCAUGCGUGUCUGCAUGUGAGACAAAGAGAAGGGAUUCUCAAGUUUAGUGAUACCCACACUGAGGGACACACUGAGCUGUCUGCAGCCAGCAGACAGUCAGAUGUACAAAUCACUGGAGGAAGAAGAAAUCCAUAUCACAUUUCAUUCUUACCUGGAUUUUAGCGAGUUAUCAUUGGUUCCCAGCUAAUUUCUUUUUUCAUUUGCUAUAUUUUUUUCCGCACUCAUUUCCAGUCAUCCGCUUCUGCUUUUAUAUCCCUGUAACACAUUUUCACUGUAGCUUUUUCUGCAUCUCACACAUUUCUCCAUCCCUCUUCUGCACUUUUCUACGGUGUCACCAUGGAUGUUGGUGGCUUGAUGACAGUGGUGGCCAACUCUGCCUACAUCUCAGCCCGCAGAAGCUUUGAUGGCACUGCCAACCCUGCAUCCAGCCGAGACAAGAAGUACCACUCCCGCCUGAAGCUUCCUCACAUCACAGUAUGUGAAGGUCUGCGGGAGACGUUAGACCUGGGCUUCCAGAUGGUUUGUGUGGAGCAGCCCAUCGGCAAAUGUCUUUUCCAGGAGUUCUUAGAUUCCAACAAUGAUUAUAAAGGCCCGUGUCAUCUGUGGAAGGACAUUGAGGAAUACAACAUGGCUGAGGAUGAGGAUCGUGUGAAGAAAGCAAGCAAAAUCUUGUCCCGCUACAUGGAGCCUGACUCCAAGUAUUUCUGCCCCUUCCUGCCUGAAAAUGGCAUCACAAAGGUCAAAGAGAAACACACAGAGGCAGAAGAUGAUCUUUUCAGUGAGACCAUGGAAAAUGUCAUGGACUUUCUCAAAGAAGUGCCCUACACUUUCUUCCUAGACAGUAUGUAUCUGAAAAGGUUUCUGCAGUGGAAGUGGCUGGAGAUACAACCUGUGGGAGAGGAUUGGUUCUUGGAUUUUCGUAUUUUGGGGAAAGGGGGUUUUGGAGAAGUGUCUGCCUGUCAGAUGAAAGCCACGGGGAAGUUGUAUGCCUGCAAAAAGCUCAACAAGAAGAGGUUGAAGAAGAGAAAAGGUUAUGAGGGGGCGAUGGUGGAGAAACGGAUCCUGGCUCGAGUUCAUAGCAGGUUCAUUGUCUCUUUGGCAUACGCCUUCCAGUCAAAAACUGAGUUGUGUCUGGUCAUGACCAUCAUGAACGGAGGUGACCUGAGGUAUCACAUCUAUAAUGUAGAUGAGAACAACCCAGGGUUUGAAGAGCCACGGGCCUGCUACUAUGCUGCUCAGAUCAUUCUAGGCCUUGAGCACCUCCAUCAGAAGAGAAUCAUAUACAGAGACCUCAAACCUGAGAAUGUGCUGCUGGAUAAUCAAGGUAACGUCCGUAUCUCUGACCUUGGUCUGGCUGUGGAGCUGGCCGACGAUCAGUUCAAAAUCAAGGGCUACGCUGGGACUCCAGGUUUCAUGGCCCCAGAGCUGCUGAAAGGGGAGGAGUAUGACUACUCUGUAGAUUAUUUCGCUCUGGGGGUCACCCUGUAUGAGUUUCUGGCUGCCAAGGGACCCUUCAGGACCCGGGGGGAGAAGGUGGAGAACAAGGUGCUGAAGAAACGCAUUCUGAAUGAUCCGGUAACAUAUCCAGAGAAGUUUAGUGAGAACGCCCGGUCCAUCUGUGAGGGUCUGCUGUGCAGAGAGGUCAACAAGAGACUUGGCUUCAAGAACGGGUCAUGUGACGAGCUCAGGGCACACCCAUUCUUCAGUGAGAUCAACUGGAGAAAACUUAAUGCAGGUAUCCUUGCUCCCCCUUUCGUGCCAGACUCCAACACAGUUUAUGCUAAGGAUAUUGAUCAAGUCGGGGCCUUCUCCACGGUUAGAGGCGUGCAGCUAGAAGACAAGGACAAGGAUUUUUUUGAUGAGUUUUCCUCGGGGACCGUCUCCAUCCCUUGGCAGGAGGAGAUGAUCGAGAUGGGGAUUUACGGAAAGCUCACAGUCUGGGGCCCUGAUGGCGCUUUGCCUAACGACCUGCGACGUGAAUCCAUCCUGGAGCAGCCGGCCAGGUCAUCCACCUGCGCAGUGUCAUAAGAGGCUGCAGUGCAUGAAUGAGUCCACAUGAACUGUUUAAGAACCGUUCCUACACUAUUUCAGUACAGGUUAGUGGUGGACUUUGCUCUCUGUGCUAUCCGUUCAGUUUUGUUGCUGUGAAACAUAAGCAGGUGUUUACUGUGAAAGCCUGCUGAGAUUAUGUGACCUGAUACUGCUUUUUUUAGCGUUGCACACUCUUGGUUUGAAUUAUCAAACUGGGUGUUUCUAACAUUGUACUAUUGUUUGAUUUUAUUUUAUUUUUUUAAGCUUUUCAUUAGUUCACAGUUUCUAUGUGUGUGGCAGCGUGAAUGAGCUGCAAGUAAAACCAGGCAGUGCACAUCUUGGCUUUCAGUUGCCAUGUGAGCUGACAGCUGCUCACUUUCUUCACCGGCCUUGAACUUCAUCUGUUUAUAUGACAAAUAAAUCCAAGUGACAUCACACACACAUGUCACUGGGUUAUAAUAGUUUUACAGCUUCAGAAGUGUAAAUAAGCUUGUAUCCAAAAUUGCAGAGAUGUUUAU